Messenger RNA from Aspergillus pseudoviridinutans, 1674 nucleotides. RefSeq names its product tyrosinase family protein. NCBI's taxonomy places the organism in Eukaryota, Fungi, Ascomycota, Eurotiomycetes, Eurotiales, Aspergillaceae. The record is from RefSeq and is a predicted model, not a curated record. Bases 1 to 1674 code for a protein of 557 amino acids. The transcript is spliced from 2 exons. Gene Ontology annotation, molecular function: oxidoreductase activity.
AUGGGCAUCCAAAUUCUACCUCUAACCGGGGAAAUCCGUGAACGAAAGUCGAUUCGUGAUCUUAACCCCGAAGAGUUGGAUAAGUUGAUCAAAGCCUGGCGAUACAUUCAAGAACUUGAUCCGGAGGAGAGAAACUCAUUUUUCACUAUUGGCGGACUUCACGGCGAGCCUUUUCGCGGUGCCGGCUAUGACAACUCCCAAUGGUGGGGAGGAUGGUGCCACCAUGGGAAUGUCUUGUUUCCCACCUGGCACAGAGCAUAUUUACUGGCUCUUGAAAAUGCUCUACGCAGUGCCCCAGGUUGCGAGAAUGUAACACUGCCCUACUGGGACGAGAGUGACGAUCAAACAGCCGGGGGGCCACGCGGGGUGGCAGACGGGCCGACAGCUGGUGGGGAUGUGUCGACCGGCAUCCCAGACAUUUUCCUUCAGAAAAACUACAAGGACGGAAAGCCCAACCCUUUAUAUUCUUACAAACUGAAGAAAAAAGUUGUUGAUCGCUUAUCGGACAUUCCCGAUGCAGAUUACAGCAAACCAAAGGGGUAUGAGACGUGUCGCUACCCUUAUUCUGGUCUUCUGGGAGAGAAUGACAGGGCGGCAACUCAGCAACACAAUAACUUCCUGGAUAAAAACUUCUCUCGGAAGAAAAUAAACGACCUACUCAACCGAAACGUUCAAAUCUGGCUAAAAUUGGGUGCCUUCGUAAAUGAUAAGGGCGAACCAAUAAACAGGGGCAGCACGCGCCAGAAAUUCUGGGAUUGCCUCAGAGUGCCAGACUACACGGUUUUCUCGAACACAACUUCUGCGGAAAAGUUCAAUGAUGAGCAUUUCAGUGAAACCGAACCGGACCCUAAAGUGAAGACCACGGAUGGCCCCGGUUUCCAAUUUACCUCUGGUCCUGCCGUUGCUCUGGAGAGUCCUCAUAAUGAUAUUCAUCUGGCGAUUGGCGGAGUCGAGGUUCCAGGUCAAGAUAUGGAUCAAUAUCCCUACGCGAACGGCGACAUGGGAGAGAAUGAUACGGCGGGUUUUGAUCCGAUUUUCUAUUUCCACCAUUGCUUCAUUGAUCACCUAUUUUGGAAGUGGCAAACAGAGCAUGGAAAGACCAAUCCUGAAAAUAUUUCCAUCUGGUCUGAGUAUCCUGGAACAAACAGCGUGGACUUCCAGGGCCCCACCCCUGGGAUCCAAGGCAAUACCUGGCUGACGCUGGACACACCUCUCCAGCCUUAUAAAUAUGAACUCAGGGACGUGACGUCAAAGGAUAUGAUUAAUAUCGAAAAGAUCGGCUACACAUACAAAGUGCCGGAGCAUGGCAAAGGCUCGGUAUUCAAGACACCAAUUGCUCCACUGCCAAAGCGACCUACAUCGUCACCUCCAAUAGUACGAAUCUCUGGAAUUAAUCGCAGUACUAUUGCGGGAUCAUUCGCCCUAGCUGUCUCGCAUAAUGAUAACGACAACAGUGAGCCUCAGGUUAAAGCUAUCACGUCCGUACUCAGUCGGUGGCAUGUGCGGGGCUGCGCAAACUGCCAGACUCAUCUAAAUACUACAGCCUUUGUGCCAUUGCAUGAGAUUGAUAAAAAGCGUCGGCACGAAGACUUUGCAUUGGCUGUGCAUUUGCACACUAGAGGCAAUCCACGUGGAGCAAGAAUUCACAAUGUCAAAUUGGGGAAGCUUGCAUGA